CAAAAGUAUAAAUAAAACCCCUUUUUGAGUUUUUUCUCCAUUCACAAAAAACAUUUCUGAAUCAAAUCAAAUCAAAUAACGUCAAAAUUCCGAACGUUAAAAUUCAUUAUAGCUUCCCCCAAAACUCAAAACAGCAGGAGCGGAUACAUGGCAUGUACCGUUGCGAUUAGCUCACCGGUCUUCUCGCCUUCCAGAAUUUCAGUCCACUGCAAAGCCGCCGGCGCCGCAUCUUCCUCGUCGCCGGAGGCUCUGACCCGCUCACUCUCUCCUUCAUCCGUCACAUCUCCGUCUUCGCCUUUGCGGGUUCUCCGUGCCUCGAAGCCGCAUCCGAGUGGAUUGAUUCGACCUUCUACUUCUGACUGUUCUUCUUCGACCUCCUCCACUGUUUGGAAGCGAAAUCGGCCGGGGAGGUUGGAUAUCCCCAACGUUCCGGUGACCUUUGGGGACUGGCCGGACGCAGGAACUGCUAUGGGAGAAGAUCUGGUGGAGUUUGAAGGAGAUGGGUACUCUGUGUGCUGUAAACGGGGGAAGAGAAGAAGGGCUAUUGAAGAUCGGUACUCGGCUAUGGUCAAUCUCCGUGGAGAUUGUAAGCAGGCUGUUUUUGGUGUAUUUGAUGGGCAUGGAGGAGCAAGUGCGGCCGAGUAUGCAUCACAAAACUUGGUCAAGAACAUCUGGGAUGAAAUAGAAAAGAGCAGUGACAAUGAUGACGAAAUUAAGGAGGCGGUGAAGAAUGGUUACUUGAAAACAGAUACUGAAUUCUUGAAGCAAGAUCUACAAGGUGGAUCUUGCUGUGUUACAGCAUUUAUUAGUAACAGCAAUCUUGUGGUUUCCAAUGCUGGGGAUUGCCGAGCUGUUGUGAGCAAUGGUGGCAUUGGAGAAGCUCUUACUUCUGAUCAUCGACCUUCAAGAACGGAUGAAAAGGAACGCAUUGAGGCUUUGGGUGGCUUUGUAGGCUGUAGUCGUGGUGUGUGCAGAAUCCAGGGAUCUCUGGCAGUGUCUAGAAGCAUUGGGGACCGGUCACUCAAGCAAUGGGUUAUUGCAGAACCAGAAACGAGGGUAAUCACCCUUCAUUCUCAACUGGAGUUCUUGAUCCUUGCUUCUGAUGGCUUAUGGGAUAAGGUAAUUUGCAGUUUUCAUGCCAACUAUUGAUUUCACCUCAUUAAACAGUCUUCAGUGAUGUAGUUAUAACUUAUAAUAUGUUUAUUGCUCCUAAUUUAACCAUUUAACUCUAACUUCGGGUAAGUCUAUAUGAAUAUAAUAAUGCUAAAAUUGCAUUUUGAAGAAAAAAUGAAAAAUAUAUAAUUAGAAUUUGUAAGAAAUACGGAGUAGCAUUCUGUCAAAAAUAUAAUGAUAUCGCCUUGUAGCACUUAGCACUAACUUGCUGGAUUCUAGGUUACGAACUUGAAAUGCAUUUACCUACUAACUAUAGAAAGCUCUCGUCUCACAGGAGCUAAGGAUUCCAAUUUUGCCUUGUUAGGUGGUCUAGUCGCCCGAUCUAGCCCUAGUAAAUUUUGCAUCUCUGGUUUUACCUUAUGUGACUAAUUUACCAACUUUGCUCAUCAGGUUAGCACACAAGAAGCAGUAGACGUUGCCAGGCCUUUCUGCAUUGGCUCCGAUAAGCCCCAACUGUUGUCAUGCUGCAAGAAACUGGUCGAUCUUUCGGUUUCUAGAGGUUCUUGCGAUGACGUGAGUGUGAUGCUAAUUGCAUUGGGAAAAUUUUGUAGCAACACAUAACCGUCGAAACCUAUGAAGGCUGAGUAACACUUCUGUGCUAUGUUCUACAAAUAUUGCCAUUUCUUGAAGCAGUGAUGACAUCUCUCUGGCUGAAAGAUGAUAAAAGGAAGACUAGUUUAGAAGAUUCAUUUAUUCGGGGCCUGUAUUUUGGCCUUUGAUUUCACCAUUCUUAUACAUUCUGUUAUUCAUUUAUAUAUGUAUUCUUUUAUUCAUAUAUGUAAAGUAAAUAACCGCUAUUAGUGUUUUUAUUAUUGCUCCCUAACUGGCUAACUUGCACUUGAUGGAUGAUGAAGGCAUGAAGCUUCAAUACGUUAUACGUGGUAAAUUUGCAUACCUUUCAUACAGGGGUAUUGGCUAUUUGGCUCUACAUAUCUAAAUUAUCUAAACGUACGAUGUUUAUCUAAACAUGAUCUUCGCCAUACUUUUUUGAGACCAUGUAUUUGAUGAUUUUAAAAGCGAA
Cuscuta epithymum is the source of this 2194-nucleotide messenger RNA. The record is from the annotation of a GenBank genome assembly. NCBI's taxonomy places the organism in Eukaryota, Viridiplantae, Streptophyta, Magnoliopsida, Solanales, Convolvulaceae.